Molecule: messenger RNA, 1594 nt
Organism: Anopheles funestus (African malaria mosquito)
Lineage: Eukaryota; Metazoa; Arthropoda; Insecta; Diptera; Culicidae
Product: 4'-phosphopantetheine phosphatase
Exons: 5
Coding region: 375-1475 (366 amino acids)
Biological process (GO): coenzyme A biosynthetic process
Cellular component (GO): nucleus; cytosol
Molecular function (GO): pantothenate kinase activity; ATP binding
Source: RefSeq, a predicted model, not a curated record
UUCUGCUCUCAGCUGUGAAGUGUACGCAAGAUAACGCCUUUUUGUAUGCUGUUUUCUAGAUCUUUUUGGAGGAAAAAAACUCAAAAAACCGCAUUUCUACUUCUUUACGCGGUUGGCAACACUGCCGGUUUGACGUGAGGGUGCGAAAGAGAGAGCAAGUAUCGUCACUUUCAACACAGGUGAAAGCGAGAUGAGUUUAUUUGGGUUUCGAUUUGUUGUUAUAUAUACACUGUUGCGAAAAGUAAAAAUUCCCUGUGCUGCUAAACUAACAGCCUAAAUGGUAGCUUUUAAUUCUAUUUCUUCAAAUAUCGGUGCGUAGUGCAAACUUGAAGUCUCGCCAAACGAAAAGCAAUCAGCGGCAGGCAGACAGGAAAAUGACCACGGAAGGAAACGCCAUAGUGGAAGGCCUCUCGCACUGUACCCUGUUGGCAAGCGUCGAUGCGUACAACCCCGAUACGCUUGAUCUUUAUCAGGAUCCAGAAGCGAACCGAUAUUGGUUCACUUGUUUCAAUGAUAUGUUAAUCAAGUUUGAGCGGCAGGCGAUGACGAGCCAAUCGACCGAUGGCAGCGCGAAAGCCCGUGCCCAGUCCUUUCGGGAGCACUGUGUGGCAGUAUUCAACCAGCUGCAGCAGGGCAAACGAGAAACGAAGUCAUUGGGUAUCAGAAACCUCCUGGAGGUGAUUGAAAGCGGUCUGCGAAAGUUUGGUUUCGAUGAUCCAUGGAAGGAACAGAAAACGAUCGAAAAUAAAGCAUCCAUCGGCCUUCUAAAGAAUCGGCUGCAACAGCUGGACAGCAUAGCAGGCGCUAGGGAAAAAUGGACGGAGAUUGUGCGUGGUGUAUUAGCUGGUAAUAUGUUCGAUUGGGGCGCUCAGGCUAUUACAAAAAUUUUAGAAACAAAUAAUGGUUUCGGCCUCCAACAGGCCCUGGAUCGAAUACAAAAACGGCCCUGGCUAAUUGAUGAUUUGGAUGGUUGGCUCAACAGGGUUGAGCAUGAACCACCACACCGAUGUGCUACCAUUUUCACUGAUAAUGCUGGUAUAGACUUUGUUUUGGGCAUUGUACCUUUAGUGCGCGAAUUGUUGAAACGCAACACUAAGGUGUUGCUGUGCGCAACGAUUAAUCCAGCGAUCAACGAUAUUACCUACGCCGAGCUGACCAAGGCCAUUGCCGAUUGUUGCAAGGAGUGUGACAUCCUGCAGAACGCCUACAGCGUGGAAAAUCAAUUGUUGCUGUUCGGCAAUGACCAAAUCGGACCAUGUCUUGAUUUUCGAAUGAUUUCAAAAGAUUUGUCGGUUGCAAUCGAACAAAAUAGCGUCGAUUUGUUAAUUAUUGUUGGGAUGGCCCGUGCAUUACACACCAAUCUGUACGCGAAAUUCGUAUGCGAAACAUUUAAACUGGCUGUCGUAAAGAACGAAUGGUUGGCCAAACGGUUAGGCGGAGACACAUUUUCUGUGGUAUGUAAAUAUGAAAGGUAAUAUUACAUGGAUUUGUUACAGUCAACUAAGAACGAAGAAGAAUCGGCAAACUGAGCCAUUCAACCGUAAACUACUGAAAGAACUAAAAUAAAUAUUGAACGCGAGUUUAUUAUAUUUUA